Molecule: messenger RNA, 1562 nt
Organism: Brassicogethes aeneus
Lineage: Eukaryota; Metazoa; Arthropoda; Insecta; Coleoptera; Nitidulidae
Source: the annotation of a GenBank genome assembly
CUUGGACUUCGUUGGCAAAAAUGCAACUGACAACUUUCUUAAUAGCAAGUUUAAUACAUGUUAUCGAUGGUGCAAAAAUAUUGGGAUUUUUUGUGUCGCCAAAUGUAAAACCCGACUAUUAUUACCCUAUAUUUGAAGAGUUAGCCUUAAGGGGCCAUCAUGUCACUUUGAUAUCGCCGACAUUAAGGGACCAAUCGGAAAUAAAAAAUUUACAUGUGGAAGACAUUAGUUUUGUUUUGGAGGUUGGUGUAAACUUUACAAAUAUUAUAAAUGAAGGUAGUUAUACUUUCACGAAUACCAUGAAUAUGUUCGAGUUUUAUAGAGAUACCUUUAAAUUACUAUUAAAACGUGAUGAGGUAAAAACUGUUCUACAACAAAAAUUCGAUGUAGUUAUUGCUGAGCAUGUCACACCAUUGACUUUUAUUCCAAGUGUUUUAUCUGGAGCUACAACGAUUGGUUUUUCUGCAUCCAGUGGUCCACUACAUGCCCAUGAUUCCGUUAGUAACCCUACACACCCUGUGACUACCCCAUCAUCCAUUCUUAACAUGGAAGGGGAAUUAUCUUAUCAAGAUAGACUUAAUAGUGGUCUAUACAAUAUUUGGUAUAGGCUCUAUUAUAAUUUGUAUGAGCUUCCUAAGUGUGACAAAAUUAUUAAAGACUAUUUUGGGGCUAGCGGUCCUUACCUAGGCCAAACUGAAAAGAAUGUUAGUCUGCAGAUUUUCUAUUCUAACCCCAUUUUGGGUUUAAUAAGACCGAAUGUUGCCAAUGUAGUUGAAAUUAGUUUAGCAAACAUUAAAACAUCCACAUUGAAGGAUUCAGCUAUUAAAGAAUUUUUGGAUACAUCCACUCAUGGUAUCAUCUAUAUAAACUUGGAUUUUAAAGACAGCAAAAUAGAGAAGAGAAUUGUAAAAUUACUAUGCGAAUCACUAUCCCACCUACCUUACCAUGUUCUGUGGAAUUACAACAGCAGAAAAAAUAUGAAUUCCUUCAAAUUUAUGGUACGUCCAGAUCUUCCGCAAGCUGACAUUUUAGCUCAUAAAAACGUUAAACUUUUUAUUACCGAUGGUGAUAUACUAUCAAUCGAACAAUCAGUUAUCAAUGACGUACCAUUAAUUGGUAUACCAUUGUAUUUCGAUCAAAAACCCUACGUAAAUGUUAUAGAACGAAAACAAAUAGGAAAAGUUAUAGAUGCAAAGAACAUAACUGAACAAAUGUUAAAGAACACUGUUGUGGAGGUAGCAGAAUGCAAAAAGUUUAAAAAAAAUGUCCAAAAGGUGGGCUUUCUUCUCAGAGAAGAACCAGCAGGUUUACCAAAGAUUAUAUGGUGGAUAGAGUUUAUAAUACGACGGAAGGGGGCGACACAUAUAAGAAGUACAGCUCCUAACUACUACUUGUAUCAAUAUUACUUUUUAGAUAUUAUAGCUUUUAUGUUGUUUACAUUAGGAGUAUUAAUAUUUGUUAUUUAUUUUAUAAUUAACUUAUUUGUUAAAGUAGGAAGAAUGGCAUUUAAGUUAAAGUUAGAAUAAAUUAUUUUAUUAUUUAUAAUCCAAUAAUGUUGUCAC